ACAUAAACACAUUUUUACAUCAAAAUGUUCAUCAAUACAUACUUUCAUCAACGGAUACAUACAACAAUACAUACAUCUCUUCCGUUAUUCAUUUAUAAUACUAGGGAUGUAACGAAUGCUCGCAUUCGCAUAUGCGAAUAAUUCGCUUCAUUUUUUACAUUCGCAUUUGCUUUUGCAUUCGCUAAAAUUAAGCGAAUAAUUUAACGAUUCAUUAAAAAAAAAAAAUAAAAAAAAAUCUGGCAACGUUUUUUUUUUUUUGCGAAAAUAAAUUAAAAGAAACGUCAAAAACAAGUAAAAAUCAAAUACGUUUUUUUACUGUUAAUGUUUGCUGUUUAUUGAAAAGCGUGAAAAGUAUUUAAAAUGAAGCCAAAAUCAAGCAGUGUUUGGAAAUAUUUUACAAUUUUAGGAAAAGAAAAAGCCAAAUGUACAAUUUGUGAAAAAAUAUUAUCCCGUAAGGGUCGGUGCACAAGUGGCUUGAUUAUUCAUUUAAAACACAAACACAAUGAGGAGUACAAAAAAAUGGAAGAAACCAAAUGUGAAAAAAGAGCCUUAACAUCAAUGCCAACUUCUCUGCAAGUCGCAAAAAGACAAUUAACAAUAAAUGAAUCUUUAAGGGGUAAAGUUAUGUGGGACGUGUGCAACCCGAGAUCAAAGGAAAUAGAUAAAUUAAUUGGAGAGAUGGUUGCUUUGCAAGAUCUUCCGUUUAAUUUUGUAGAAGGAAUCGGUUUCAGGCGUUUAAUGGAGUCAGUAUUACCCCGCUAUGUUUUGAGGGGACGGCAAUACUUUACGGAAUACGUUUGUGAAACAAUGUAUGCAGAAAUCAAGAACCAAAUUGUUCAGUUAUUAAAAACAUUUAACAAACUUUCUUUUACCACUGACAUUUGGUCGGAACCCAGUGCUGGGGUUUCUCUUUUAAGUUUGACAGCACAUGGUAUAUCAUUGGAGUUCAAAAGAGUAAAUAUUGUACUCAGGUGUGAAAGCAUCGAAGGCAGUCAUACUGGCGAUGUUAUAAAAUCAACUAUACUUUCAAUGAUAAAUGAAUGGCAAAUUUCUGAUAAAGUACACUGCGUUGUCCAUGAUAAAGGGUCUAAUAUGAUUAGAGCAAUGAAUCUUACUAACUUUUUGCACAUAAACUGUUCCGUACAUCAGCUUCAACUUUGUAUUAAAAAUGCUUUAAACUUAAAAGAAAUUCAAGGGCUUAUUGCGACUAACAGGAAACUAGUCUCACAUUUCAAUCACUCACUUUUGGCAAAGGAAAAGCUGAGUAAUAUACAAAAAAACAAGCUGAACCAAAAACCUCUUGGUGUAAUACAGGAUUGUCCAACCAGAUGGAAUAGUACAUAUUAUAUGAUGGAAAGAUUAUUGAAAAUUAAAGACUCAAUAAUAUUGUAUCUUAACAACUACGAGCAACUUUCCAUAACUCUCGAUGAUUGGAAAAUAAUGGAAAAAUGUGUAAACAUCUUAAAACCUUUUGAGGAGGUUACUCGAGAACUUAGCAGUUCAACUAUUUCGAUUUCGUCGGUUAUACCAUUAAUACACAUUCUCACAUCUAAAUUAAAUAAAGAAAAAUCAUUGGAAAGCGGUCCACCUUAUGUAGCCAAAAUAAUUGAAACGCUUAUGUAUGAGCUGAAUUUCAGAUUUUCUGAUUUAAGACAAACACCAAUAUUUUCAAUAUCAUCAUAUUUGGAUCCAAGAUACAAACUAAAGUUUUUUGGCGAGGAUGAUAAAAAUAAGAUUCGCUCUGAACUUGUAAAAUUAAUACAUCAAAAUUAUUCCGAUGUUGAAGUGUGCAAUUCUUCAACAAAAAUAACAGAGAAAACUACUUUAAUAGCUAAUGACAACGACGCAGGUCCCCAUAACGCUUCAUCACAAAUACAAGCUGAUAUAGAAAUGUUUUUAAAUGAAGACAGCAGUGAUAUUGAAUACGAAGUGGAUGAAAUAUUAACAGUUUCUGAAAUAAACGAGAUAUUAAAAGAAUAUGAUAAGGAACGAAAAGUUCACAUUUCCCAAGACCCACUACUAUGGUGGAAAAAAAAACUGUUAAAAUAUAAAAUUUUAGUUCCGGUAGUACGUCAGUUUCUAUCCACUCCCCCCGGAAGUGUUCCUAGUGAACAAUUAUUUAGUGGAGCUGGAUUAAUAUAUGAUACUCGACGCUUCAAUCUUAAAAGUGACAAAGCAGCAAAACUUUUAUUUAUAAAAUAUAAUUUGGCUCAAUUAAAUUUUGAAUAUUAAAGGAUUUGUUUUAAAUAAUAGUAUAUUUAUCAUUAAACAGUUUAGUUGCUGAUAUAAUUUUUUAAAUCUAAAUAAAAUAUUAACACCCUUAUUCAUAAACAACAUUUUAUUUUAUAAAAGGUUUAUAAAACAAAAUUUUGAAAUUAUGAAUAAGGCCUUUAGUAUACUUGGAAUAAGCAGCCAAAAUCAGUAAUGAAACAUGAAUUAUC
This is a messenger RNA of Lucilia cuprina (Australian sheep blowfly), 2441 nucleotides long. Its product is annotated as zinc finger BED domain-containing protein 4-like. Lineage: Eukaryota; Metazoa; Arthropoda; Insecta; Diptera; Calliphoridae. The record is from RefSeq and is a predicted model, not a curated record. Gene Ontology annotation, molecular function: protein dimerization activity.